Molecule: messenger RNA, 1434 nt
Organism: Amorphotheca resinae ATCC 22711
Lineage: Eukaryota; Fungi; Ascomycota; Leotiomycetes; Helotiales; Amorphothecaceae
Exons: 3
Coding region: 1-1434 (477 amino acids)
Molecular function (GO): oxidoreductase activity
Source: RefSeq, a predicted model, not a curated record
AUGUCAUGGCCAACCCCCUUCAGACGCAGCAAUGAAAACACCAGGAAUCUCUGGGGUUAUUCGUUCCAAUGGACUCCGCACCACUUGGCUCCCGAGCAGAUGCAUCCUCUGAAGUUCUCGUAUGAUGUAUUAGGAGAAGAAUGCCUGGAUCGCCUGGACGAGAUCUCGCCACCCACCUCGGGCGAGCUGCCUCGUAACCAGAGCCGGAUUCCAAGCAAAGGAAACGGGGAGAGUGGACCAAAACGAGACUUGUACUCUAUCUUGAAAGAGCACGCCUCAGAAGAUGCUAAACUGGGAGAGCUAUGGGAGGAGGUCAAUACGAUUCCGGCCUGGGUUGACUGGGACCAGAUAGCACGGGGCCAGGAUGUAUUUUAUAGGUAUGGUGGAGCAGCGUUAACUGCUCUGGCGUACCAGUCCUUGCUCGGUGGCAUGGGUGCUGCCCGGGUGACUGAGGUUCUGGCUCGCACCGGCGGCUUCUCUACCAAGGUUGCGAGGCACCGAAUGUACGAGACGACACAGCACAUUCUGCAGGUCACGCAGUCCCUCGAGUCUAUCAAGCCGGGAGGAGCAGGCCACGCCUCGUCAGUCCGGGUCCGGCUCCUCCAUGCCGCUGUCAGGAGGAGGAUCAUGAAGCUAGCAGCCGAACGACCCUCCUAUUACUCCGUCCCUGACCUCGGGAUCCCUAUCAACGACCUAGACUGUAAGGCAACCAUCAACACCUUCUCCUCAGCUCUCAUCUGGGUCGGCCUCCCCCGGCAGGGGAUCUUCCUGCGGCAACAAGAGAUCUUAGACUACCUCGCUCUCUGGCGAUUAGUAGCUUACUAUCUCGGCACUCCCACGGCUGAUUUUGAGACUCCCCAGCAAGCCAGGUAUCUCAUGGAGUCUCUCCUCGCCUCUGAGAUCCGCCCAACAGAGACUUCGAAGAUCCUAGCGAACAAUAUCAUCCUGUCUCUUCAGGGGCAGCCCCCAGCCUACGCCUCUCGCGACUUCCUGACAGCAAGUGCUCGAUGGCUCAACGGUAACGAGCUUGGAGACGCCCUGGGACUAGACCAUCCGAGUCUUUAUUACUGGGCGCUCGUCGCUGGACAGUGCGUCUUCUUCAUGUGUCUCUGUUAUACGUACCGCUCAAUCCCCUAUUUGGAUCGGCGUAAGAUAAAGGCGCUGCGAAGGAUCUUCUAUCGUUUGAUUAUCGAGAAUAAGGAUUUUGGUCUAGGAGAGGAGACGAAUUUUGACUUCAAGUAUGUCCCGAAUUAUUCUACGAUUACAGAGCUGGGGACGUAUGAGGAUUCUGGCUUGGCGAAGAGCGGGGUUGAGAGGAGGAAUUUCAGGACUCUGAUUAUAGCGGGUGCAUCUCUAGCAGUAGUGUUAUACUUCUGGAUGAAGGUCACAUGGAGGGUGGUAGGUUUUCUCAAAGGUUUGUUGUUUCCCGGAUGA